Molecule: messenger RNA, 1812 nt
Organism: Drosophila yakuba
Lineage: Eukaryota; Metazoa; Arthropoda; Insecta; Diptera; Drosophilidae
Exons: 2
Coding region: 483-593 (36 amino acids)
Source: RefSeq, a predicted model, not a curated record
GCGCAGUCAGUCGAUUUCUGUCGGCCGUGCGGCACACACACGCAACUCGCUUCUCAGCCAACUUAACCAGCUCCGGAUUCCACUUGCCACCAGCUUCUGACGCGGCAUUACAUCGCAUCGCAACGCGUCAUUAAUCGCAUCGUGCGACAGGACCUCGCAUCAGUUUUCGCAGCAACGCGCGCACUUUCCCCGCUUUGAACCUUCGAUUAGGGUCCGCUGUUCUUUCCUUCGCAGUCCUUAUCGCUUAUUGCUUCGGCCUUUGCGUUUGCAUUUUAAUGUUUGCUUAAGCAUUCCGUUUCGGUGUCAAAAUCCAAAAUCCGACCAAUCCAAUCCCGGCAAUAAGGAACGGAGAGCUCAUCGCGGAAUUGUUCGACACAAAAGUGAAUUACAAAUCAAUUGAGAAAGCCCCCGGCAGCGAGACAUAGAGCACACAUCGAAGCCAAUUCAAAAGUGAGGCACUAGGAAGCAAAAAAGAGUCCCGCAUGAGUAACAGCGCCAUGGUGGCCGUGGCCAUCUGCUGCAUCCUCGUCCUGCUAGCCGUCUUCAUCGUGAUCAUCAUAGUGGUGGGGCAGACCAUCGAGGAGCCCAAAUGAGACAUGCUCCAGCUGGGACCCGGCAACUUCCCAGAUGGAUAACAGAGGCCCCCUCAAAAUUGUUAGUUUGCUGGGGCCGCCAGCAAAAUUUCGUUGCCACCUCAUCAGCAUCUGCAGCAUUCACAAAAUCAUCAUCAACAUCACUUUCACACGGCUGAAAAAUUAGCAGAGGAAACAGAAGAAUCAGGAGGAGCAGAAGUAGCAGGAAGAGCAGGAGAGGAGCACGUGGAGUGGAGGAAAUGCGUCCCAUCGUCAGUAUCCAUUGGCUGUGAUGUGAAAUUUUUUGAAUUUGUGAAGCAAAAAUCAAUCGAGAAAUCAACCCAACACAAAAGGAGCUACUAAAUUUUGGAACAUUCCGCAUCCUAAUAACACAAACAUCUUUAUGUAGCAUUUCUGUGUGUUAAGUGUUGUUAAUAUAAAUGUAUAUAUAGACACACAAUCUAUGAAUACAAAAAUAUAUAGAUAUCUAGACAUACUUACGUAAUUAUAUAUGGAUAUAUGGAUAUAUGGAUAUAUAGAUAUAUAUAUAUAUAUAUAUAUAUAUAUAUAUAUAUAUAUAUGUAACCCAACCGUCGUAAAGUUGCGUUCUUUUUUAUAAAAGUGUUGUUAACAAACCGAUUUUUAUUGAUGUUUUAAAGAUGUUGAAUCCAACAUAUAUAUACAUGCAUACACACACGAAAGUGAAAUAAGUUUACAUUAAAAGUACGGCGAUGUCAGAAUUGAUGGGAAUGGAAAUGAAUGGAAAUUGGAGAGCCAGGACAAUAGGGGAUGCAACUGGAGAGCUCAAUUGUUUAAUAUACCGUAAGAUCAUAUCAAUUCGGAAUGAUGCCAGCAAUUGCACUUGUUAAUUGCACAGCAAUGAAGCUAGAUCUCUUGUGGGAUUCUCAGCGGGAACUGGAGCAUAGAUAUAGCUACUUGAAUAUAUGGAAGAUAUGAAUUAUAUAGCAGAGAAGAUAUGCAUUUUAUAUAUCAAGAACUUUUGGAUAAGUUUUACGUGUACGUGUACCUAGAAGUAGCCACAUCUCGUGAAUACAAUAUAAGCUGUUAUAAACUAUGAAACUUACUCACUUAAAAUCAAUUGGACUAGGAAACUUCAAGCACCACAAACUAUAAUUUAAUUGGACCCCAACCAAACAACCAACUAUUGCAAUUAAAUCAAUUCAACGCAGAACGUACGUGCGCUCUAAAGGAUAAUAAAAACAACUUCCACUCAAUUCGA